ACUCCUCCCAGGCGGUCUCCUCAGAGCGCGGCCAUGGAGUGCUUCGAGAGCGCCUGCCACGACAGUCAGCCGCACUGGUUCGAAAUUGGGCCCCUGGACGUGCUGGAGCGCAAAGGCUCCCUGACGCUGCGCUCCCGCCACAAGAAAUACUCCAAGCCGGUGCUGGUGUCCUGCUGGCACAGGGACAGAGAAGCUUUUCCCAAAGAUUAUGAUAUAGAGGGCCCCAAGGAAGUGAAAAAGCUGUGUAAUUCAACGUACUGGCGACUUGGAAGUGAUGAGCCCCGGAUUUGGAUAUCAGAAACACAGGAACAGAUGUCACAAGCUUGUUUAAACAGAGAUUUGGUUGAAAGAAAGAAAAAACCCUUAUUAAAUGAGGAAACAUUAUGCUCUGGGAUAAUUGGAAGGGACACCGGGUCGCCUGCCACAGGCUUCGGAGCUGUCUUCACUGUCCAUCCACCGGACUGGAGGAAAAUGUAUAUGUUGACAACCUAUGCGGAAGAAUACACUCCACCACAUGACUAUUCGUCCCGUGCUCACUGCCGUCCAGAUGAAUAUUCAGUAGCCCACAGGAAGUGUCGCUCUCAGUUCACAGAUCUAAAUGGUUCCAAAAGAUUCGGUAUCAACACCUGGCAUGACGAGAGUGGGAUUUAUGCUAAUUCAUGUGUGAAGCGAGCACUCUGCCAAUCCAGGGGAGGGCCUAUUGUUCCCUUUUUAAAAUAAUGUGUGAAAUUAGGUUC
Ochotona princeps (American pika) is the source of this 737-nucleotide messenger RNA. It is a transcript of the gene CFAP95, whose product is annotated as cilia and flagella associated protein 95. The coding region runs from base 34 to 720 and encodes 228 amino acids. NCBI's taxonomy places the organism in Eukaryota, Metazoa, Chordata, Mammalia, Lagomorpha, Ochotonidae. The record is from RefSeq and is a predicted model, not a curated record. Gene Ontology annotation, cellular component: plasma membrane. The transcript is spliced from 6 exons.